Messenger RNA from Thermochaetoides thermophila DSM 1495, 3678 nucleotides. RefSeq names its product tRNA a64-2'-o-ribosylphosphate transferase-like protein. Gene Ontology annotation, molecular function: DNA-binding transcription factor activity, RNA polymerase II-specific; zinc ion binding. Gene Ontology annotation, biological process: regulation of DNA-templated transcription. The transcript is spliced from 4 exons. The coding region runs from base 1 to 3678 and encodes 1225 amino acids. NCBI's taxonomy places the organism in Eukaryota, Fungi, Ascomycota, Sordariomycetes, Sordariales, Chaetomiaceae. The record is from RefSeq and is a predicted model, not a curated record.
AUGGCCUCGACAGUGGGUACGGGCGCCAGCUCGGACCCGAUCCACGGGCCUCUUCCCGAAUUACCGCCAAAGCAAAAACGCUCCAGAACAAGCAGACCGAAGGUAAAGACGGGGUGCAGGACCUGCAAAAGGAUAAAGUGCGAUGAGACGCGGCCUCAAUGCCUCAGGUGCGUCCGUUCAAACAAGGAAUGCCCGGGAUACCCGCCGCCCCCGCGAAGUGCAAGACCCUUCGAAGAGAUCCGAAUCGCCCCAAAGCCGAUGGCUGCCGGUACCGUGGUUCGCGAGUUCUCCCUCGCGCUGCCCCCAAGGCGCAUCAACAAAUCCCAGCAAGCCGCGAUGCUUCGGAUCAAUGCUCAGGCAGGGUCAAUCUUGUAUGCGCCAUCGAUAAACAUCCCCUUCACCGAGAUUGAAGGCAUGUAUUUCAGUCUAUUUCGCCAGCGGACAGCUAGCGAGCUCUCGGGUUUCUUUGACUCUACGUUCUGGAACCGAAGCGUACUUCAGGCCUGUCAUUCAUCGCCCGCUAUCCGGCAUGCCGUUGUCGCGCUCGGCGCACUGUACAAGACGUUGGAUAAAGCGAAUGAAUCACCACCUUCAUCCCCGGACGCAAAUGGAAGUUCGGUCGACCACGCCAGAAGGCACUGGGAAAUGGCCUGCCAAAAGUACUCGCAUGCCAUCAACUCCCUUCCCAACCAAGGUGUGGAUGACGCGACAUCAAAUCGGACGAGGCUAAUGGCGAGCAUCCUGCUGGCCUGUUUUGACUCGUUCGUUGGGGAUCACAAACAGGCCAUUAGGCAAAUUCAGGCUGGCCUGAAGCUCUUGGAGGGGUUACGUGCCGAGAAGAAGAGGGCUUUUUUCGCUUCACCAGACGAGGAACCCGUCGAAGAGGAUUUGAUACAGAUGUUUAGGCGCCUCGCCAUCCAAGCCAAAUCUUACGACAUGGCUUUUCACUUCCCCGACCCGUAUGUUAUUCGGCUGCACAAAGGCCAUGGACAGGACCCCAGCUCGCCCAGUUCGAACCCAUCUUCGCCCAUCCCUCCUAACAAGAACCCGAUCCCCGAACGGUUCUCGUCUGUCAUGGAUGCUCGCGUCGCUUGGGAUAACCUUUGCGAACGCAUCUUCCGCUUCCGAGAUGCUAUGUUCGAGUACGCCGAAAACAAUGCCCCGAACAACAUCAUGGGCGUGUUACCUGCUGAGCUCCGGCACGUUGGAGCCUCUUUCAAACACGAAAUUGAAGCCUGGUCCCGUGCGUUCGAGCCUAUUCUUGAAUCACGCACCGCCCCCGGAGUCAGCAGCCAGGAGAAGGCAGCUAUUGCCGUGCUGAAGAUGUUUCAAAUUAUGGGCCAAAUCCUGUUCUUGAUGACCUUUAGCGACAGUGAGAUGCACUUUGACAACUUCAUCCCUGCGUUCAAGGCCAUCGUCGAUCUAGCCCGCGAGGUUGUUGGGGAUGAGGAGCGUCGUGCUGCGGCACAACGGUGCCCCAACCCCGCAUUAUGCCAUCACCGCCACCGCGACCCGUUGGACCCUCUUAAUGGAGUGGAUAACGUGUACACUGCACACCACAUCAAGCCAUCCUUUAGCGCUGACAUGGGUAUCGUUCCGCCGUUGUAUGUCGUCGCUACAAAGUGCCGCGAUCCCCAGAUUCGCAGGCAGGCCAUUCAACUACUGCGCAGCUCGGCAAGGAGAGAGGCGAUGUGGGAUAGUGAGUUGGUAGCUAGAAUUGGAAUGUGGGUUUUAAAGGUCGAAGAAGAGGGACUCGAUCUCGGUUCUCCCAGCUCAGCCGGUUAUCCUAGCCCCGGUAGUGCCAGCACCAGUACUGCAAUGACACCGCCGGACUCGAGCCCUCCCCAGACGAUGACGAUGACCGCUCCCCAGCUAUCCAUCAGCACGACCAGCAGCGUGGCCAGCAGUCGUGACACCAGUCCCAUGCCCGGCCUUGGGAUUACCGAGUUCGGUGCAGGCAGUCCUCCUCUCGGACCGGGGGGUAAUGCAGCCUGGCUGGAAAAGACGCCAUCAUCCCGGGGAUUCUCGCCGGCUUCAACAUCGUCAACGUUCAAUACCCUUCCGCCGACCCCCACCAGUUUUGUGCAGCAACAGCAGCAGCACCCGUUCCAGAAGCUGCAGUUUAUUACAACGCCGUCACAACAAACGUCGGCACAACCACAACCACAGCCACUGAGCGUCGUCGUACCUGAAGAUAAACGUGUCAUGGUUCGGGCGGUCGAUUUUGAUUUGCGGGAACGGUUUGCAAAGAUUGAGCUUGGGUCAAGGAAUCUCAGCCAGGACCCAACCCUCGACCAAAUCCUCUUCCCUUCCCAAUAUUUUGAUGACAAUGCCUCGGCGCUCUCCCGCGUGCUGGGCGACCUCAAGCGUGCAAGUCUGUCCAUCCCCAACCGACUGCGCUCGAUCUGCGCGGACGCCGAGUUCGUCGCAGCUGUCGCCGACGCGCUUGGCGAUCUCCCCCUGGUCGCGAACGAGCGCUGCGGCAGUUGGUAUAUCGACCCUAAGAUGAAGGAAGCGUCGGCGUAUUUUAAGAGCACCGAUGGACAUACGGGGCAGUGGAAAUUUAGCAUGCCCGAUGCCCUCUCCAAAACCAUCCCCGUCUGGUGUGCCGUCCUCAACCGCGUGCUCUUCCCUGACCAACCAGAAGUGCACUCCUUGUUCACUUCACCUAGUGCUGUCUCAGCCUCUGAAGCUUCGCAAAUCGAGGCCAUUCUCCCUGACUUCGUUGAAGCCUUUAACUCCCUCGCCAUCGACACCGCCCCUCUGCGUCAGCAUCUACGAAAGCCGCUGCGUCCCUUCUGGAUCACGCACAGUGAUUUCGACGAUGGAAUAGAUUUAGAAACCGUCGCUGAUGCGGUGAGGGAGAUCCGAAAGGCUUGGCACCCCGUGGUAUGCUGCACCAGUUCAAGGAGGGUUGAGGGCGGGGAGAUGACUGUUUCAGUGGGAGACAAGGGGUAUGUGUAUGUGCAGGGGGCAGGAGAUGACACGGAGAAUUGGGCGAGGGGGUUGACGGCAGCGGUGUUUUGGCGGCAUCGGGAGACCUUACUUGCGGCUGAGGAGGGGGAAUUGCCGGGGUUGAUUGAGAAGUUGUUGAGAGAGGAGAAGAAGGAGGAAGCAGGAAAAGAUGAGCGGUUGGAUAUCAAGGGUGUUGCGCCGAGGGUGUGGGUUGGGACGCUGGCUUCUCUGGAGAGGGCGAGAGACUUGGACGGCGCGUGCGUCAUUGCGUUGGCGCCUAAGGCAACGGAGCAGGAGACGUGGGUUAAAUCACCUUCAUAUAUGGAGGUUGGGUUGGGGAAGAACAGUAAAACUGCCAGCCGCCUGCUCAGGGAUGCACUGCCAAGGAUAUGUGAGUUCGCUGGGCAAUUCUUGACCGCAGGUGAGCAAUCCGAGGAUUCAGAGCCAAACGCCCUGCCGAAGGGAGCAGGGCAGGAAGACAAGCGGGUUGUUAUCCUCUGCGAGACAGGAAAAGACCUGUCUGUUGGCGUCGCGCUGGCCAUUUAUUGCUGGUGCUAUGACGACGCCGGCAAGGUGAGGUCAGAAAGCGAUAGCAGAAAUGGUUUCACCAAGACAGCUGUCCGUGUUAAGCUGGGACAUAUCGUUCAGGCUGCGCCAGAGGCCAAUCCUAGCAGGGCCACGCUCCAGAGCGUGAACAGUUUCUUGAUGGACUGGCGAAGAUGA